Zychaea mexicana is the source of this 935-nucleotide messenger RNA. RefSeq lists its product as uncharacterized. The transcript has 2 exons. NCBI's taxonomy places the organism in Eukaryota, Fungi, Mucoromycota, Mucoromycetes, Mucorales, Lichtheimiaceae. Bases 178 to 750 code for a protein of 190 amino acids. The record is from RefSeq and is a predicted model, not a curated record.
CACAGAGCGCGCUGUCGAAAUUAUACGGGUAAUCGCGAGUUUGUAUUCAAUAACCUUAUACAGCACACAGCUCAAACCUUAGAUUUUUCCUCUCCUUCCUUUUUUCCUGCUUUCCCAUUCUUUCUUCUUGCACUGUACAAGAAAGUUCUAUCUUAAAAACAAGCCUUGCCACCCCCAAUGCAGCAGGAUGAUCGUGAUCCUCUCUUAGGGACGCAACACGGUAGCGACGACGACAACGAUAUUAAUAACACUUCCUCGUUUUCUGUCUCUACCAAACCCAGACCUCAAGAUGACAACAACAACAACAACCAUAAUGAUAAUGGCGCUUCAGAAUCUCGGCAUAGCGACGAAGAAGACGACGCAGACGACGGAACUAAUCAAGAAGAACGACGAUUAUUGAACGGACAUGUCGCUGACAACAACCAAUACGACCAAGCCGAACGACGCACUACACCAGAACCCAUGGAAGUACACGAUUCAAACGAGGAACCAUUAUUUAUUUCGAAAUGGGACAACCCGAUGUGGCGAUAUCCACUGUUGGCUGCGUUUUUUGGCAUGUUUCUAUUAAUGUUCAAAGUGGUCCUCAUUGUCGUUCUUCACAGCGAAAUGGCGGAACGGGGGCCCGAUCGUGUCUUGUUUAACGGCACAGAAUAUUUUGAUCCCACUGUUAUUUUGAUUUCGUUGGAUGGAUUUAGGGAGGAUUAUCUACAUCGCAAUAUCACGCCGCACUUGGCAUACUUUGGUAAGUAGAAUUGUUGAUCAUCAUUAUCAAGGGAUCAUGGUGCGACAGAGGACUAGGGAAAAAAAAGAAGUAGACAAUAAGGUUUCUGACGGCUCGAUCUAUCUAUGUAGCUGCGAAUGGCAUGCGUGCAGAAUAUAUGCACCCAGCGUUCCCUGUAUGUUUCUUCUUGAUCAUUGAGAUAUGGUUCCACGUG